ACAGCAGUUAGUGUCUGAGGAGAUCUGUUUGAGGUCAACAUGGGCUUCUUCACUGUACUUCACAUGGCAACAGUGUUACAUCUCUCUUUGGUACCGGUAGUCAUUCUUGCACAAGAGUAUGUAACAGUCGACAUACAAGAAGGCACCCUGAGAGGACAGAUGUCACAAACGUACACGAACAGAUCCAUGUUCAAGUUUGAAGGUAUUCCCUAUGCGGAACCGCCAAUUAACGAUCUCCGUUUCCAGCCGCCAGUAAGAAAAGCAGCGUGGUCCGGCGUUAGAGAUGCCCUGCAUAUAGGAGGCAAAUGCCCUCAGUAUAGCAAGGGAAAAACAUCCGGAGAAGAGGACUGCCUCUACCUCAACGUUUACGGACCAGGGACGCCAUCGCAAAAUGGAACACAGAAAGCAGUUAUUGUUUGGAUCCACGGUGGAUGUUUCACAGGAGGAGCUGGAACGUCCGGAAAACCGGAGUACUUCGUAGACAACGAUGUCAUACUCGUCACCAUAAAUUACCGCCUGGGAAUUCUGGGAUUUUUGAGCACCAGAGAUGAAGUCGUUCCCGGGAAUAUGGGUCUGAAGGAUCAAGUGGAGACCCUUCGCUGGGUGCAGAGGAAUAUAGCAGCGUUUGGUGGCAAUCCAGAGAAAGUAACUAUCCUGGGUCAAAGCGCUGGAGGGGCAUCCAUUCAUUACCACCUCCUCUCUCCACUUAGCAAAGGACUCUACAAGAACGCCAUAGCAAUGAGCGGAUCAGCAUUAAACCCUUGGGCAUUCUCUAGAAAUGCAACAGACAGAGCAAUUCGGUUUGCCCAGCACUGGGGCUACACAGGAGGAAGUUCCACCGAUCUUGUAAAUUUUCUGAAAACUUUGAAUGCAAGUACACUAGUGUUGGACCGAAAUGUUGCACUAUCGGAAGAGGAUAGCGUGACUCUGUACAGCUGUGUCUGGGCACCAAGUGCUGAACCAGAACAUGAAGGAGCGUUUCUGGCUGAAGAGCCGUGGGUGGUUAUGACGGAAGAGCGUUACAACCACGUCCCUUUUCUCUCUGGUGCCACAGACAUGGAGCGUCUUAGACACACGCAGAAAGGUGGCGCAUUAUCGACUGAAGAACAAAUACAGAAUUUUAAUGACAACUUUGAGGAGAUUGUGGGCUGCGACCUACGACUUCCGACAAGGGAGGAACAGCUGGAAGCCGCUCAUUCCAUCAAAGAAUUUUACUACAAUGGCAGCGACAUCACUCUGAAGGACAACUAUACCACUGUUUUGUUCGACACUCACGAAUGCUUCGUGGAAGGCGUGGACGCAGUUGUCCAGAGGAUGGCUCGUUAUUCCUCUGAGGCGGUUUUCUACUACCAGUUCACAUUUGUCGGCCCUCUCAGCGUAUUCCCUGAUGGACCAGGCGCAACUCACGGGGAUGAUGUAUACUAUUUGUUUCCGUCAUCGACACUUGACCCCAAUUCUCCUGAAGGAAUCGUCAGAGCUCAAAUGACAGCUAUGUGGGCCAAUUUCGCCAAAUUUGACAAUCCAACUCCAGAACUGGACUCCCUUCUGACGGAGAAGUGGAAAGAGUAUGACGAAUCGUCCAAAAACUAUCUGGUGAUAGCAGCUCCUCUCAGUAGCGGAACUAACGUGUAUGGCCCGUACAUGGACUUUUGGCAUAACCUACUUCCGUCAUAAAUACAACAGCCUUUCUGUAUUUCAUUUUAAAGGUGGUUUACCAUUUAUAUGGCUAUUAUUUCUGAGAGUUGGUACAAAUAAAUUGAUUAUUG
Molecule: messenger RNA, 1766 nt
Organism: Schistocerca cancellata (South American locust)
Lineage: Eukaryota; Metazoa; Arthropoda; Insecta; Orthoptera; Acrididae
Product: esterase FE4-like
Exons: 11
Coding region: 40-1674 (544 amino acids)
Source: RefSeq, a predicted model, not a curated record